AUGGAUGAUGCCAGGAAGUUGUUGGACUCUCUCAUGGGUGGCCACCGCAACGCGGGCUUGAAGGAGGCCAAGAAGAGGAAAGGGAACAACUUCAAAGACGACAACGUUUGCAAGUUUUAUCUGGUCGGGUUUUGCCCAGCUCACGAGGAGCUGUUCCACAACACCAAGCGUGACCUCGGGGAGUGCGAGAACAUGCAUUCGGAAGCCAUGUUGGCAGAAUUCGAGGCACACCCCGACAAAGAGAGGUUGCAAGUGGAUUACGAACGCCAGUUGAGGAGAUAUUUAGAGAUUAUCAUACGUGGGGCUGAUGAAUGGGUUGCGCGGGAGUUGAGAAACAUAGCGACGGCUUCGGAGACUCCAAACGAG
Prorocentrum cordatum is the source of this 366-nucleotide messenger RNA. The record is from the annotation of a GenBank genome assembly. Lineage: Eukaryota; Dinophyceae; Prorocentrales; Prorocentraceae.